AUGCCGAAUCACUCCAACACCAAGUACCUGGCAGCAGUUCCUGCCCGUCCCCCAGCUCUGGUUUAUAGCCCCGUGUGCCGCGCCCGCCCGUACCGCCUGUCCUCCCCCUCGCCACCCCACGCCCCCCCCUCCGCCGCGGCGUGGGCCGUGCCGCCGGUGCGACACCGCAAAGUGCUCAUCCUCGGGUACCGCGCCGUGGGUCAAACCUCCCUGGCUCACCAGUUCGUGGAGGGGAAGUUCGUGGAGUGCUACGAGCCCACGGUGGAGAGCACCUACAACAAGGAUGAGUUCCAGCUCCAGCUGGUGGGCACGGCCGGGCAGGAGGAAUACGCCAUCCUGCCCCACUCCUUCAUCAUUGGCGUCCACGGCUACGUCCUGGUGUACUCGGUGACAUCCCUGCGGAGCUUCCAGGUGGUGAAGACCCUUCACAAGAAGCUGUAUGAGAGCUGGGGGAAGACGCGGUUGCCCGUGGUGCUGGUGGGGAACAAGGCGGACCUGUGCUUGCAGAGACGGGAGGUGAGGACGGAUGAAGGGAAGAAGCUGGCAGAGUCGUGGGGCGCCGUUUUCCUCGAGUCCUCAGCCAAGGAGAGCCAGGUGACCCAGGAGGUCUUCAUGAAGAUCACCAAGGAGAUGGACUGGGUGGACAGCUCUUACAGCAGAUCCACCGGCUGCCGCCUGAUGUGAGCCCUGCCCGG
Molecule: messenger RNA, 695 nt
Organism: Chroicocephalus ridibundus (black-headed gull)
Lineage: Eukaryota; Metazoa; Chordata; Aves; Charadriiformes; Laridae
Gene: RHEBL1
Product: RHEB like 1
Exons: 9
Coding region: 1-684 (227 amino acids)
Biological process (GO): small GTPase-mediated signal transduction
Cellular component (GO): plasma membrane
Molecular function (GO): GTPase activity; GTP binding; GDP binding
Source: RefSeq, a predicted model, not a curated record